Messenger RNA from Chanos chanos (milkfish), 1674 nucleotides. It is a transcript of the gene aifm5, whose product is annotated as apoptosis inducing factor mitochondria associated 5. Gene Ontology annotation, cellular component: cytoplasm. The transcript is spliced from 19 exons. Lineage: Eukaryota; Metazoa; Chordata; Actinopteri; Gonorynchiformes; Chanidae. The record is from RefSeq and is a predicted model, not a curated record. Gene Ontology annotation, molecular function: 2 iron, 2 sulfur cluster binding; oxidoreductase activity, acting on NAD(P)H. The coding region runs from base 1 to 1674 and encodes 557 amino acids.
AUGUCGCACCAUGUUCCCAUCCAAAAAUUUCGACCUCCACCUCCAAAAGAGAGGACUCCGGCUCCAGAUGUGGAAUCAGAGGAGGAGGAGGAGGAGACAAAAGCUGUGUGUGGAGUGGAAGACCUCAAAGAUGGAGAGAUGAUGGAGGUCAAUGUCGGGGAUCAUACCGUCCUGCUGGCACGCUGUGGUGGGGAGUACACUGCCAUUGGCAACCAGUGUACACAUUAUGGAGCCCCACUUAGCAGAGGGGCGAUAUCUGGAAACAGGGUGCGCUGCCCUUGGCAUGGUUCCUGCUUCAACGUGAAGACAGGAGACCUGGAGGAGUACCCUGGGAUGGACUGCCUGCCCUGUCACAAGGUGAAAAUCAAGAACAAAACGGUAUAUGUGUCUGUUAACAAAAAGCUCGCAAGACAAGGGAAGAGAAUAAAGGAAAUGGGAACUAGAGUCUCUGGGGUGCUCCACACUGUGCUUCUUCUAGGGGGAGGGUCAGCCUCCUUGGUCUGUGCAGAGACUCUCCGCCAAGAGAAGUAUGGAGGGAGGAUCAUUAUGGUUACUCGGGAUGACCUUCUUCCAUAUGACAAAACCAGACUGAGCAAGGUUAUGAGUGUGCAAAGUGAUACUAUCCUUCUAAGAAGAAUGGAAUUCUUCCAUCAGUAUGACAUUGAAGUAUGGCUAAGAAAAGAGGCCUUGUCUUUAAAUACAGAGAAGAAAACAGUGACAUUCAAUGAUGGCCUUACUCAGUGUUACGAUCAGCUCUUAAUCGCUACAGGCUGCAGAGCUAAGGAGCUGGACUGCCCAGGUGCACACCUGGAGAACAUACUGAUGCUAGAGACACCAGAGGAUGCCAGACGCAUUCACUAUUCCUGCAUAGGCUGCCAAAUAGUCAUUGUAGGAACUUCUUUCGUAGGCAUGGAAGUGGCAUCUUACAUGACAGAUAAAGCGAUCGGCAUCACUGUGAUCGGCAGCACUGAACUCCCAUAUCAAAGGACUCUGGGCCCAGAGAUUGGCAAGCUCACUAUGAAGAUGCUAGAGGAGAAAGGAGUGAAGUUCUACAUGAACGACAGUGUGACAGAGAUUCGAGGAGAGAAUGGGAAGGUGAAAGAGAUAGUUCUGAAGAGUGGUGUGACUGUACCCGCUAAUGUGCUUAUUGUUGGGAUUGGAGUCAUUCCAAAUUCAGAAUUUCUCAAGGGGAGUCCCAUAGCGUUGGAGCCUAAGAACUAUGUCAUUGUAGAUAAGUACAUGCGGACAAAUGUUACAGACGUCUAUUGUGCAGGGGAUGUGACCUCAUUUCCUCUAAAGAUGGCCAAAGACCACAGAGUGAGCAUUGGCCACUGGCAGCUGUCACAGGCACAUGGGAAGGUGGCUGCCAUGAACAUGCUUCACAAAGAGGUGGAGCUGAACACAGCUCCUUUCUACUGGACUGUCCUGUUGGGGAAAACAAUUCGAUAUACAGGGUAUGGGGAAGGAUACACUGAGCUUGUUGUGAAAGGAAAGUUGGAAGACUUGAAGUUCUUGGCAUUUUAUAUCAAGAAUAACGAGGUUGUAGCAGCAGCAGGGCUGAACUUUGACCCUGCUGUGUCGGUGGUGGCAGAAAGGUUUGCAAUGGGAAAGGUCAUCACAAAAUCAGAAGCAGAGUCAGAUGACUUGAGUUGGUUAAAGCUGCCUGCUCCAUGA